AAAGCAUUCGCCGAGACUGCGAGACUGCGACCCCGUCCACACGCGCACACACGCGGGGUAAGCGAUCGACUGGAGUGCCGGCCGUGACCUCAAGCCACCACCAAAACCCAGUCCCGCGACAUUUGUCCACCUGACCGGAUCUCGACGCGACACCCACCCACCCAACUUAACAACAACACGCCCCCCGACAGACUUUCUUUCUUGACCAUCACCCAUCCGCUCACCCACCACCAUGGCGCUCGUAUCCGUCCCCAGUGGCGACCUGGUCUACGUCGUGGGCCAGAACCUCAGCGGCGUCACUGGCGCGUACCGCAUCCUCAUGGAGAUCUCGCCGCAGAUGCACCGCCUCGACGCGGGGCACAACGCGCUCGGCAACGACGGCGCCGUCGCCCUCUUCCGCGGCCUCGCGACCCAGCGCAUGCGCUUCAGCGCCGGGAAGGGCGCGCAGGCGUGGGGCAUGCGCGAGGUGCGCAUGGGGCAGAACAAUGUCGGCGACGAAGGGCUAGCCAACGCCGUGUGGUACGCUAGCGAAGACCAGGAGCUCAAGAGCCUGUGGAUGCCGGCUAACAGCAUUACUUUUGCAUCGGACCCAGGACACCUGUCGGCUCUGAUUGAGCAGCUCAACAAGUCACAUUUGACAGAACUGCGACUAGCGAACAACCGACUUUCCCCCGCGGCUGUAGAGCAGCUCUUCACGAACCUCGAGGCGCCGCGUCUCCGCGCGUUGCAUCUGUCCUCCUGUCGACUCCCAGCCGAGGUGGCGCCCGCGAUCGCGGACUUUGUCGCGUCGUCGCGGUCUUACGGCCUCGAGAUCCUCGAGCUCAACGGCAAUAGCCUCGGAGCAAAGGGUGUAUCCGCCGUCGUCGACGCGCUGCAGUCGAGCAACUUUACCCUCCUCCGCCUGGGUCUUCACGCCAACAACGCGCGACACGCGAGAAGUACAGGAUCCGACGACGACUGGGACAGCGAAGAGGAAUGGUCGAGCGCGAGCGAUGCCGACUCGGACGCGGCCGCGUGCCGCCAACAAACGGAGCGCCGUCUCCCCGCGCUUCUUGAACGGAAUCGCCUCCUCAGCCGCCGCGUCAAGGACGCAGCGGCCAGAGCACUCGCGCCGAUGAGGAUAAUCCUGCACGCUCAAGCGCCUCCGGAGCAAGGCGAGGUCGAUUCCCAGCAGGCCCAGCUCCAGAACCUCAGUAUCGGUACGACGGGGACGAGCGAUACCGCCAAGCCCGAGGCCCCGGCCCCAUCACCUUCUGAAGCACCUGCGCCCUUCGACUCCUUCCCGCUGCUCCGGCUCCCUCGGGAGCUGCAGCUAGUCGUGGCACGCCACUGCUCGGGUGACGCAGAGGCACUGUCCGAGGCCCAGUGGAGCCGGAUCACGACCUACGCGGGCGAGCGCGCCAGCCUUGCCCGCAUGGCCGAACGGUCGCGGCUGGCGCUGUUCGCCGCAGCCACUGGCCCGAGCCGGGCCGCCCGUCUCGAGCGCAAGACCAAGAUGCUCGAGGUGCUCGACGAGUGGCGCUCGCGGUAUCGCUGCGACCAGUGGGAGAUCAACCCCGAGCCUAGCGGCUUGUGGUAGUGUAAUUCGGCCUGCCGGCCGGUGUACUGUAAGACAUCCGUGUAAUAUGUUGACCUGUACGAAUAGAGCGAUACAAUGCAUGGAUAAUGUGUGGC
Messenger RNA from Vanrija pseudolonga, 1674 nucleotides. RefSeq names its product Ribonuclease inhibitor (gene Rnh1). The coding region runs from base 233 to 1579 and encodes 448 amino acids. The record is from RefSeq and is a predicted model, not a curated record. Lineage: Eukaryota; Fungi; Basidiomycota; Tremellomycetes; Trichosporonales; Trichosporonaceae. Gene Ontology annotation, molecular function: GTPase activator activity; protein binding. The transcript has 3 exons.